AUGCAAAGACCAGCUACCAAAUUUAAUAAAGAAAAACUUCUUAUUAAUAAGGCUAAAUUAGAUGAAAUUCUUAAACAAAGAAAUAUGGUUAUUCAAUCAUAUGAAAUUUAUGGUGGUAUUGCUGGUUUAUAUGAUAUGGGACCUCUUGGAUGUGCUUUAAAACAAAAUAUACUUCAAUUUUGGAGAAAACAUUUUACUACAUAUGAAAAUUUCUUUGAAGUUGAAGGACCAAUUUUAACACCAAAAUGUGUUUUAGCAGCAUCAGGACAUACUGCUAAAUUCAGUGAUUAUAUGGUUAAAGAUUUAAAAAAUGGAUGUUGCUAUAGAGCUGAUCAUUUACUUAAAACAUUCUAUGAAAAUAAAAUGGAAGACCCAGCUACUUCUGCAGAACAAAAAGCUACUUAUGAUGCUGAAAUGAAACUUGUAGAUAAUUUAACUCCUGAAGAACUUUCUGCUGCUAUUCAAAGAAAUGGAAUUAAAGCACCAGAUACAGGUAAUGAUCUUUCAGAACCAUUAGCUUUUAAUUUAAUGUUUGCAACUGAUAUUGGACCAGCUGGAGAUCUUAAAGCCUUUUUAAGACCAGAAACAGCACAAGGAAUAUUUACUAUGUUUAAAAGAAAUCUUGAAUUUAAUGGAGGAAAAGUACCAUUUGGUGUAACUCAAAUUGGUAAUGUUUUUAGAAAUGAAAUUGCUCCAAGAAAUGGUUUAUUACGUGUUCGUGAAUUUACACUUGCAGAAAUUGAAUAUUUUGUCUUACCAGAUAAAAAGACUCAUUCUAAUUUCUCUGAUGUUGAAAAUCUUUCUGUUCAAUUAUAUCCAAGAGAACUUCAACUUGAAGAUAAAGAAGCUGAAUAUAUUACUCUUGGUAAAGCUGUUAAUGACGGAAUUAUUAAUUCACAAUUAUUAGCCUAUUUUAUGGGAAGAACAUUUAAAUUCUUAAUUGAACUUGGAAUUCCAGCUGAGCAUAUUAGAUUUAGACAACACUUAAAAACAGAAAUGGCACAUUAUGCUAAAGAUUGUUGGGAUGCUGAAAUUAGAUUAUCAUAUGGUUGGGUUGAAUGUGUUGGUCAUGCUGAUAGAGGAGAUUUUGAUUUAUCUAAUCAUGCUCGUUGCUCUAAGGUUGAUCAGUCUGUAUUCAUUGCUUACGAUGAACCAAAAGAAGUUAAAGAUGUUACUCUUUCUUUCAAUAAAGGAGUUAUGGGAAAGAAAUAUAAGAAAGACUCUCAAAAAUUAUUUGCUUAUGCAUCUGGUUUAGAUGAAGCUGCUAAAGAAGCAGUUGCCAAAGAAGUUGAAGAAACUGGAAUGUGGAAAGUUACUGUUGAUGGUAUUAACUUUGAAAUUGAAAAAGCUAAUAUCACUAUUAAAAUUGGAACAAAGAAAGUAUAUGGUGAUAAUAUUAUUCCAAAUGUUAUUGAACCAUCUUUUGGUGUUGGACGUGUAUUAACUGCUGUUCUUGAACACUCAUUCUGGGUUAGAGAAGAUAAUGAAGCUAAAUCUGUUUUAUCAAUUCCUGCUUCUAUUGCUCCAGUCAAAGUUGGUUUAUUCCCACUCUUAACUAAACUAGAAUUUAACAAUAAAAUCGCAGAAAUUGAAAAGAUUUGUAAGAAUGGUUUCCUUUCAUUCAAAUCUAAUACUACUGCUGUUGCUAUUGGUAAGAAAUAUGCUCAAGCUGAUGAAGCUGGUAUUCCAUUUGAUGUUACAGUUGAUUAUACUUCUCUCUCUGAUAAUACUGUCACUCUUAGAGACAGAGAUACUACAAAACAAAUUAGAAUUCCAAUUGACAAGUUAGUUGAAACAGUGCAUGCCCUUACUCAACUUCAUCCAACUACAACUUUUGAGAAACUUAUGACAAUUUAUCCAGUAGAAGAAGUCAAAGAAAAUUAA
Molecule: messenger RNA, 1884 nt
Organism: Entamoeba histolytica HM-1:IMSS
Lineage: Eukaryota; Evosea; Mastigamoebida; Endamoebidae
Product: glycyl-tRNA synthetase, putative
Exons: 1
Coding region: 1-1884 (627 amino acids)
Biological process (GO): mitochondrial glycyl-tRNA aminoacylation
Cellular component (GO): mitochondrion; cytoplasm
Molecular function (GO): glycine-tRNA ligase activity; ATP binding
Source: RefSeq, a predicted model, not a curated record